CUGCACACGGAGGGGGGGGGGGGAGUUCUCAAAUUGCCCUUGACUGAGAUGAGAUAACUGGUCAGUGCUCCCUCACCCUCCCGCCCGCCCGCCCGCGUCCGGCCAGGCGCCGAGCGCACAGCAGCACCGCCGGGGACCUGUCUUCCCAUUCGGCUGCGGGGCAAGAGAAACUGAGGUGAUGGAAGAUCCCGGGAAUGGUGCGGAAUUAUCCCCGUCUCGCUUCGAGCUCCUUGCACAGACGGUGCACAGCCGGUAGAGACCGCACAAAUGAGCUUCCAAGUGCGGGGACGAGGCGUCAAAGAAUAACUAGGUGUGAAGCCCCGAUGACGGGUCUCGAUCCGAAACGUCGACUCUUUAUUCCUCUCCAUAGAUGCUGCCUGAUCUGCUGAGUUCCUCCAGCAAUUUGUGUGUGUGUUACUCUGGGUGCGAAGACAGCUUUCGAUUAAUUGCGCGCAGUCCCCAAUCUUGAGGCUGCAAGGAUGCACCUUGCCUUCUACCCACCCAUGUUCUGCCUGAUGCUGUGCACGUUAACCCUGCGUGGGGCAGAAGCUGGCCCGGAGAAUCUCUGUGGGGCAGAGCUGGUGGACACGCUGCAGUUUGUCUGCGGUGACCGUGGCUUCUAUUUCAACAAACCCACGGGCUACAGAUCCAGCCUGAGGAGGUCACACCGUGGGAUCGUGGAUGAAUGCUGCUUCCAAAGCUGUGAUCUCAAGUUGUUGGAGAUGUACUGUGCAAAGCCCCAGCGUCUGGACAGUUCUGCUCGCAUCCAGCGUCACACCGAGAAAGGACAGGUGGAGACCCUCUGGAAGAAUCCCAGCCGAGCUAAUGCCAGUACUGUCAACAGGAAUUAUCGGAUUUGACAUUGGAAGCCGUGUGCUGGGUGGACUACGUUUGGUGGUCUUUGUGUAAAUGUUACCAAUGAUGGAGGCACCCUCUGGUCACAAGUUAUUGAAGGACUCUGAUCAAUACACAAACUCUCUCUGUAGAAUGUGUGUCAUACUCCAUGUAAUCGCCACACAUGGAAGGCGGCCGCUUUCAUCGUUGCGGGGUGAAGUGUACGAAUGGACAGGCAAUGAGUACUGUUUCUACAAGUGCGCCUUUCCAAGCACAUUCACUGUCCACAGAGCCACCACCCCCAUGUACCUAAGGCAGCAAAGAUGUAGAGCUCAUUUGAACUUGUGCCUUGUUAUUGUGACAUGUUCUCUUUAACAUUAUCUGUGAAUUGGACUAGACUGAGCCACGGACAAUGCUUGGUAUUACAAGCCAACUUCUAUGUAACAAACAGUCUGUUGAGAGAGACUUCUGGAUCGAGCAGAAUCUGUGGAAGGAAAGGACUUGUCAAAACCUUGCAUCAGGAUUGGGAAUGGAGUGGGAAGGUAGCCAGUACUGAGUCGAGAGAGGCAGAAGUUGGAUAUUAUAAUGCCUUUCCCAUCACAGAAGCUACUCAACCUGCUGAGUUCCUCCAGCAGAUUGUUUGUUGUUCCAGAUGUGAACAUCUGGAUUCUCUGUUGUCUCAAAUUUUAUGUAAGUUUGAAAAGCAUUCAAGUUGGGAGUGCUCUUAAGAGAUUAAUACUUUUUAUCUCUGCACUGGAAGGGCAGAGUGAUGGAUGAGGUGAGAUGCAAUGAAUGGGACCACAUGAAUAAGGAUCAAGUUUGGGGUGCUGCUAACAAGCAGGUGUGACAUAUAUGUGUGACAAUAUGGUAACUGGGCUGCUCACCAGAAAAAUGCUGGUCAGGUUUGAAGUACUUUCAAUAUUUGUACUCUUUAGUGGACUGUUGACACAAGUUGAUGAUUAUUGCUGAUAACCUGAAAAAAAUGUGAGAUUAACUGAUCUUUGCUCCUUCAUUGGUAAAAUUCCCUAACUUGAAAUUUGUAUCCAAAGGGCAACUGUCUAAAUGUGUUCUGUAGCACCAAUCUCUGACAUUGAUUCACUCUCCUGGUGAGACUGCAGGUAGAGAAUGUCAUGAAGAUGACAAUUCAAAUUAACCCAUCUUUCUCUUUUCCCUGGUGUGAACAUUGGAUAGCCGGAAGUGAGGGCAUUACAUUUCAAUACAACAUGACUCAACUUUGAGACAUGUCCUGUCCAACCAAAUGGACCAUCAGGACUUUGAGCUACACUAGAUUUUUGAUUCCAGUUUAGGGCAUUGAUGCCAAAGUGUGUAAGUUGGGGACCAGGGCUGGUGAAACUGGACUUUGCCAAAAAGUAGAUGGUGAAUCUGCAUUCCCAUGUUUUACACUACACGCAAUUUUAUUCUAUUUUUCUGUAAACCAGAGAUCAAUGCGAGCUGAAUUCCAAUAUCUUGUCAGCUUUAUAAUCGUGUGCUAGCCUCCGAACUCAUCCCACUGCGGGCUUAGUGGGGCUGACACUACGAUCUGCAGAAGAUGCCAAUUUUAUACAUGAGGUGGUUACCACCUACCAGGAAACAAAUUUCAUCAUCAGUAUCAGGAUUAUUACCACUUUUGUAUGAUAAAUGUGUUACUUCAUGGUAGCAGUGCAGUGCAAUACAUCAAAAAUUACUAUAAGAAAUAUACAGUAUAUCUAUAAAAGAAGUAGUGGAGAAACAGAGCUGAGGGGUGACAUAACAAGCACGGCUUCAUGGUCUGAAAUCAGAUGGCGGAGGGGAAGAAGCUGUUUCUAAAAUUUUGAGUGUGUCUUCAAGCUCCUGUAUCUCCUCUCUGAUGGUAGCAAUGAGACGAGGGCACGUCCUGGGUGAUGGGGGUCCAUACUGAUGGAUGCCAGCUUUUUGAGGCAUCGCCUUUUGAAGAUGCCCUCGAUGGCGAGGAAGCUAUUGCCCACAAUGGAGCUGGCUGAACCUACAACCCUCCACAGCUUUUUCCCUGAUUCUGUGCAUUGGAGCCUCCAUGCCAGAUGGUGAUGCUCUCCAAGGUACAUCUAUAGAAAUUUCUAGUCUUUCGUGACCUACCAAGUCCCCUCAAUAUUCUCAAACAUUUGCACUAUAUUCACUCUCUGCUUUUCCUACAGUGCUGGAGAACCUUUUAAAGAGAUAUUCUUUACAUUAUGUAGCAGAUGUCGAAGUCCAAACCGGUGUGUAAACAGGGUGAAGACAGUGUAACCCGUAACCCUGCUGUAAAUAGUUUGUGAUGGGGCUGAUAUAAGAAUCUGCUUGUUUUAGAGGUUGACAUUUUGUGUAUGGGAGGGAACAUAGUUUAUUUGCAAUGUGAUGUUCGAUCUGUUCAAUACAAAGGUGCUAUAAUGUUGUUUGUGAAUUUGAUCUUAAGAGCAAUAUGUUUCAUGUAACAGAAUGCUGAAACUUCAUUUCGGAUGUUGACAGAUAGUAGAUGUGACCAACUUUGGUUAGAAUUCGUCCUGCGCUGUGUUACACAGUGGGUUCCUACAACGUCACCAACCUCGCCCACGCAGCGAGGUUUCUGUUUGAGAGGUCCUUUCCUGAACGAUGAAGAACCAACUCUGUCAGUGUGCGCUCGCAGGACUGGGUCCACCGUGACAGAGAGAGCUGCUGUUCCUCCGCUCCUGGGUCGAGUCAUGAGCCUGCGAUCCGCCGCUCCUGGGUUGAGUUGGUGCCCACGAUUGCCAUGACAAAGAGUCUGACGGUCUUCCACACUUGGACCCAAUCCUGUAAGCACACACCAUAACACAACUCAUUGGGCUGUUCAGGCAUUCUAUCAGGCCUUUCCUGGCAGAUGAACCUCACCGGCAAGGUUGACCUUGGAGGCCCAGGUAGAUGUGAGCCGUCCCCAUGAGCUGCUUCAGUCCUCUUGCUGAGUCAAUCUAGCUUUGCUUCUUUACAAUAAUGUUUUAUUAAUUAUAAUGAUUGGUGGACUUAGUCUGCAAGUCUUCCCCAUAUCCUUCCCGGUAUUUACCCGGACACUAAGUUAUACAGCAUGGAACCAGGCCCUUCGGACCAACUGGUCCAUGCACACCAAAAUGUCCCAUUUUCUAGACUUUGGUCCAUCACCUUGUAAACAUUUCCAGUCCAUGUACCUAGUCAUAGUCAUAGUCAUACUUUAUUGAUCCCGAGUGAAAUUGGUUUUCAUUACAGUUGCACCAUAAAUAAUAAAUAGUAAUAGAACCAUAAAUAGUUAAAUAGUAAUAUGUAAAUAUGCCAGUAAAUUAUGAAAUAAGUCCAGGACCAGCCUAUCGACUCAGGGUGUCUGACCCUCCAAGGGAGGAGUUAUAAAGUUUGAUGGCCACAGGCAGGAAUGACUUCCUAUGACGCUCAGUGCUGCAUCUCGGUGGAAUGAGUCUCUGGCUGAAUGUACUCCUGUGCCCACCCAGUACAUUAUGUAGUGGAUGGGAGACAUUGACCAAGAUGGCAUGCAACUUAGACAGCAUCCUCUUUUCAGACACCACCAUCAGAGAGUCCAGUUCCAUCCCCACAACAUCACUGGCCCUACGAAUGAGUUUGCUGAUUCUGAGUGAUAGAUUCAUAGAACACUACAGCACAGAAACAGGUCCUUUGUCCCAUCUAGUCCACACCAAAAUAUGAACCUCCCUAGUCCCUUUGACCUGCAUCUGGACCAUAGCCCUCCAUACCUUUUCCAUCCAUGUACCUAUUCAAACUUCUCUUCAAUGUUGAAAUUGAACCUGCAUCCUCCACUUCCACUGGCAGCUCGUUCCACACUCUCACCUGUCCAUGGGAUUGUCAUCAUUCAGUGACCGAGAAUGUCUCCUCUUUGGGUGCUGGCAUUGGUUUCCAAUGUUAAUGCAACCGAAAUGAUAUGAAAAAUUCUUGGUAUCACUAAACCAAUCAUUCCCAGAAUCUGAUCAGUUAAAUUUAUCUUGGCUUCACUGUAAUUCUUUUAUCUUUGCUGGAUGACUCGAUUCAGGAACAACUUCUUCCUCUCUGCCAUCUGACUUUUGAGUGGACAUUGAUCCCACGAACACUACCUCACUGCAUUUCUGCACUACUUAUUUAAUUUAACUAUUAUAUAUAUACAUACUUAAAUAUAUAUAUUGAAAACUCACUGUUUGUUCCACUAUUAUCUAUUGUACUGUACUGCUGCUGCAAAGACAAUAAAUUUCAUGAUAUAUACCAUUGAUAUUAAACCUGAUUCUGAUAUUGUCAGGAGCAGAAUCAGAAUCAGGUUUAAUAUCACCGUCAUAAGCCGUGAAAUGUGAUGUUUUGCGACAGCAGUACAUUGUAAUACAUAAUAAUCAAAAAACUAUAAGUUACAAUAAGAAAUAUAAAUGAAAUAAGCAGUGUGAAAUGAGAGAGAAAAAAAACAAAGUCGUGAGGUUCAGAAAUCUGAUGGUGGAGGGGAAGCAGCUGUUCCCGAAACGAUGAAUUCUGGCGUGUCACCAGAAUUUAUCGUAGGUAGCAAAUGGCGUUAGAGCUCAGUAGAGGCCUUUCAGCCGACAAUGUUGUGCCGACCUUUUACCCUACUCCAACAUCAAUUUAACCUGUUCCUCCCAGACAGCCCUCCAUUUUUCUAAGAAACAGAGUUUCUUAAAUGUCUGUAGUGUAUUUGACUCUACUAUCACCACUGGCAAGGGCGUUCCAUGCCCCCACUACUUUCUGUGUAAAAAAACCCACCUCUGACACCACCCCUAUACUAUCCUCCAAUCACCUCAAAAUUAUGACCCUCAUGUUUGCCAUUUUCCCCCAGGAAAAUGUCUCUGGCUAUCCGCUUGAUCUAUGCCUUUUAUCAUCUUGUACACCUCUAUUCAAUCACCUCUCAUCUUCCUUUGCUCUGAAGAGAAAAGCCCUUGCUCGUUCAGCCUAUCCUCAUAAGACAUGCUCUCAAAACCAGACAGCAACCUAGUAAAUCUCCUCUGCCCCGUCGCUAAAGCUUCAAAUUCUUCCUAUAAUGAGGUGAGAACUGAGCACAGAAUGAGGGGUAAGAGAGUAGAGGAUUAGCCUGAGAGUUUUAGAUGAGGAAAGAUGGCCGGUAGCUGGGUUGAAGCUUGAUUGGGUAGGGCUGAUCUGUGUUGUAUGCACAUUUGGUAGUUCAAUUUAGAUUCAAAGCCUCUGCCAUGCUGUCCCAGUAACAGCAUUCCCUGGGAUAUUUAGUUAUUGAUUGGAAACAAAGAGAGAGUGAAAUGGACUUGGAUUUGAUGAAAAUGUUAUUUCAAAACUUUGAACAUCAAGCCAUUGAUUUGACUAAAAAGAGACCAGGUUAAAAGUUAUUGUGACCUAAAACUCCCAACUGGUUCAACACUGUUCAGUGGGAAGGAACUAUCAGCUUUCCAUUAGAAGCAGCAGAUCCGAGGCAAGGAAGAGUUGUGGGGUUGGAACCCAGGCCCGAGAAUGAUGAACAAGUCAAUGUUUGGCUGAUUUAAGCACUGGGCUUAAGUAGUAGUAGUAGUCAUACUUUAUUGAUCCCAGGGGAAACUGGUUUUCGUUACAGUUGCACCAUAAAUAAUAAUUAGUAAUAAAACCAUAAAUAGUUAAAUAGUAAUAUGUAAAUUAUGCCAGGAAAUAAGUCAAGGACCAGCCUAUUGGCUCAGGGUGUCUGACCCUCCAAGGGAGGAGUUGUGAAGUUUGAUGGCCACAGGCAGGAAUGACUUCCUAUGACGCUCUGUGUUGCAUCUCGGUGGAAUGAGUCUCUGGCUGAAUGUACUCCUGUGCCCACCCAGUACAUUAUGUAGAGGAUGGGAGACACUGACCAAGAUGGCAUGCAACUUGGACAGCAUCCUCUUUUCAGACACCACCGUCAGAGAGUCCAGUUCCAUCCCCACAACAUCACUGGCCUUACGAAUGAGUUUGUUGAUUCUGUUGGUGUCUGCCACCCUCAGCCUGCUGCCCCAGCACACAACAGCAAACAUGAUCGCACUGGCCACCACAGACUCGUAGAACAUCCUCAGCAUCGUCCGGCAGAUGUUAAAGGACCUCAGUCUCCUCAGGAAAUAGAGACGGCUCUGACCCUUCUUGUAGACAGCCUCAGUGUUCUUUGAUCGAGGCAGUGGGGCCCAAGCCUUAGCUUAGAGUGUGCUGAAGUUGUGGGCAUAGAUCCGAGAGCAAGGAAUGAGUCCAUAUUUGCCUGAUUUAAGCAUAGGGCCAGAUUAAAAAGGACAGGGUUCUCAGAACCAGAGGAGGGGGAUGGGCUAGUGUUUGGCUUGCUACACUACAAGGUUUACUCGUCUCUAUGCUGAACUGAGGCUGUGACCUGCAUUUAACAGACUCCUACACCAACUGCGGAAAUGACAGGCUCCUUGCCUGUGAACUCACUUUCCUGAACUUUAGUUCUGAAUGUUACUUGCUUACUUCUGAUUGUUUGCACAAUUUGUUCUUUUUUUUUGCACAUUGGCUGUUUGACCGCCUUCUUCAUUAGUGGGUUCUAUUGGGUUUCUUUGUUUGGUGGCUGCCCGUAAGGAGACGAAUCUCAA
Molecule: messenger RNA, 7310 nt
Organism: Mobula hypostoma (lesser devil ray)
Lineage: Eukaryota; Metazoa; Chordata; Chondrichthyes; Myliobatiformes; Myliobatidae
Gene: igf1
Product: insulin-like growth factor 1
Exons: 4
Coding region: 480-860 (126 amino acids)
Biological process (GO): positive regulation of cell population proliferation; negative regulation of apoptotic process; cell population proliferation
Cellular component (GO): extracellular region
Molecular function (GO): growth factor activity; hormone activity; insulin-like growth factor receptor binding
Source: RefSeq, a predicted model, not a curated record